Poecilia latipinna (sailfin molly) is the source of this 5447-nucleotide messenger RNA. RefSeq lists its product as uncharacterized. NCBI's taxonomy places the organism in Eukaryota, Metazoa, Chordata, Actinopteri, Cyprinodontiformes, Poeciliidae. The record is from RefSeq and is a predicted model, not a curated record. The coding region runs from base 195 to 5009 and encodes 1604 amino acids. The transcript has 4 exons.
AAACUGAACUCAAUUAUUGUUUGUUGCCAGGUCUUUCUGGGCUGUUUGACACCAGCCUGCACCACGCCAGCACCUCUGGUCCUGACCCUGCUGUCAUUAAUCUGAUCUCAGCACUAGAGUCCCGGGGUCCACAGGCUACACCCUCUUCUUCCUCUCUUCUCUCUCAGUUUCGGACACCCUCUUGGCAGCCGACAAUGCAUACACCAGGCCCUGCGGAGCUCUUUAUUUCUGGGGCCAUUCCAGGUUCUGGAUCCUUUCCCUCUUCUUCAUCCCUUUCCGCUUAUCAACGUCCUGGCUCCUUCCCUGGACGAUCAUUCACUCCUUCUCUAUCCUUGCAGGAUGCCCGUACAUAUAGCCCAACGUCUAAUGCCUUGUUAUCCCCCCAUAAUUCUCUCCUGCAUAUUAAGACCCCCUCCCAGUCCAGCUUGGGCUUUGAUCGCUUGCUUUCUUCUCAAAGUGCCACAUAUAGGGGAUCACAGAAGUCCCCGGCUCUUCAGAACCAAAUUUCAUCCGACGACACUAAUUGCCACUUACCUCCUCCCCAGUUCAACCUGUUGUCCUCUCAACUUCACAGUCGGCAUUCUCAGUUAUGCACUUCAUCCAUGUUCUCUUCUUCUCCAGCCCUGCUGGGGGCAGCAGUUCCCCAGUCACAGUCUGCUCCAGAGAGGAUAGUUUCUCGGCAAGACAGUGUGAUCAAACAUUACCAGCGUUCAUCCCAAGCUCAGUCUCCAGCUCUACACCAAUAUACCAGUUGUGGUGGGUCAUCUAGAUACCAACAGUUAGUCAGUCUGCAUCAGAAUGCUGGAAUGCCCUGUAGUCCCCUGGAUGAACAAAGUCCGUCUACUGAUCCUAAGCUCUCACCUCAGAUGGAACCUCAGUCAUAUCAACCAACUAUCCAAACUCCCUACAUAACCUCACCAUCUAGUUCCUCUGUAUCCUCUUCAUCUGCCACAAAGGGACCCAUUGGUUCCAGUUCCAACAGUGGAUAUUCCACUUCAGGUUCUUCAUCGUCUUCCACCCGUACUGCACACACUCCACCAUCAGCAUCCUCCUCUAGUUCCAAGGCAAACAGCAUUUCCUUGCCCACAUGCUCUCGUCAGCAGCACGGUCCUCAGCUAGCCCCAGCACCACCUCUACUACCAGUGGUGUCAUCUUCCCUUGUUCAACAACCUGCUCUUAAACAAUGCCUAACCACCUAUGGCUCUCAAUCUCUGGUGAAAUCUAGCACUGUCAUGCCAAACCAGACCUCUCUAUCUCCCCAUGUCCAGUCUUACUCCCCCACCAAAGUGCCAUCUGCACACAUGGCCCAGAGCUUUUUAGGAUUUAGCUCACCUCAUCCCGAGGAUUUAAGUUCUGGGGAAGUAGUCACUGGAGGAAAGGCUUUCACUAAUAUAGGUUCUGGAGGAGGACACGCUUUCUCUGCAGAAAUAGUCUUUGGUGACUCCAAUUAUGGGUCUGCUUCUCUCAGGAGUGCAAGCAGUCCUUUGGAAUAUGGGAAUGAAUCAUCAAGGAUGGGACCCUUAUCAGGAGCAGCUACACAAAGGGGUGGAAUUGAAUCUGUAGGGUCAGGGAGUGCUACUCUAGCUGUUGGUAAUGAAAGUAACAGCUCCUAUCAUCUGCCUGAGUCAAGUACAUCACCUGUUAUCAUUUCUACUCUCAGUCACUCUACUUUACAUUCCCCUGCUGCUGUUUGCCCCUCACCGUCCUCUGGUAGCUCAGGAGGGACUAAAUACUUGUCUUCUAUCUUGUCUCCUGCUUUUAUGUCCUCACCAGAAAGUUUCCCCAAUACACAACAAACUCAAAGCAACACCUAUCACUCAACACCAGCCAAACCAAAAACUGAUUCAAAAUUAUUGGCAGCUGAUCAAUCUCAAGUUGAAGCAGAAGAAACUGAAGAUUUCCUGAUCCUACAUUUACUACAAACACAAAGAGCAACACCUCAUCGUUCCCAGCAUCAAUCACAUUCUCAACAGUUAUCCCAAUGUAUAUCACAGGCUAGGGAUAGUGAAAGUAAGGGGAUGAGCUUUGAUAUCAGCAAGCUCUCAAAUGAGCGCCACCAUUCUCAGAGUGUCAUUCGCACCAAUAACAGUACGGAUCACUCUGGUUCAGAGUCAAUGAUUACUGAAACAGCAAAUGACCUAAACAGACAGUUAGAAUCAACCCAGAAAAAACAACAGAUCAGGUCAGAGUUGACUGUAUCAAAGUCCCCUGCUGGAGAAGUACGAGGACUUUCUGAAUCUCUGUCUUGCUCCCUUACUAUCCAGAGCAAUCAACAGCAACAUGAGUCUUUGGAGUCUUUAGUACAAUAUGGAAGAGGGGAUCCCUAUACCCAACACCCACACCACCAACAUUCCUAUCAUUUACAUGUAUCCCCAUAUUCUCAGCAGCACGCUCAACACUCCCAUCAAAUUACCCAGCAAUCCCGGCACAGUCAACUUACUCAGCACUCUCAACAUUCUCAGUAUUGUCAGGCCAAUUCCUAUAACCGGAACAAUCCACGUACUGACCAAAGAAAGCCUUCAAGUACAAAUGACAAUGCUUAUCUGUGUAAUACACCUGACUUGCUUCAGGAUCGCCAAAGUCAGGCCCCCAUUUCUUUGAUAAAUCCACCAGACCCUUCUCAGUCAACACAUGUGAUGCAGUCUGCACAUUCUCAUACCCCCUGCACUGAAAUCGACUUUCAGCAAGUACUCACACAGCCCCAACAGCAACAGCAACCACAUAACCCUUUGAGUCAGCCAGGUAUGAUUGGUACAGUUGGUGAAGCGAGGAUUACUGAGGUGGAAUCCAAUUCACAGAACCUUUCUCCUCAGUUGCCACUUCCACUGCAGAACCAAGGCAUAGAUUCCCACUACAGACUUACUACUCAAGCAAGAGAUCAGCUUCAAACAAGUGAGAAUUCAAUGCCUUGUCUGGAAAUGCUAGACCAGUCUCUUUCACGGGCCAAUAACAUUGACACUAGUGAACCACUCGACAGAAUUGAACUUAGUAUGACUGUUCCAGUAAUCAAAGGAGGUGGUGGAGAAAGGUAUGCACACCAGCAUGGACUUACACCUCAGCAUCAUUCUCAACAAAAGCACCCAGAUCUCCAUAAUCUUCUUGCUGAACCAGAUUUAGGUUUAUCCACAUCUUCACCCCUUCAUCACCUCAACCAGCCACCUGCCCACACCCGCUCCCAUGCUCUCCAAGGGCAACAAGCACACAUUCACCAGCAGGUUUCACAUGAACAGUUAGGUCAUCUGCAACCUCAUGGAAUGUCAGCAAACAUGGCUCCUCCUCACCAUCCACAGCAAGCUCAACAAAGACAGCAUGAAACACAACUUACACACUCCCUGUUAGACCAGCUCAAACAGCACCAGUUUGACACAAUUACCCCAGCAAAUAAAGUUGGACUGGAUCAAACUCAGCAACAGCAACGGUUUCCACCUCUAUCAUCCAUCUGCUUUCCAGACUCACUCUUACAAGAUGAGGAUUCCUCAUUCUUUCCUGAGGUGGAGAACAUGUUUUGUUCAUCUGAAUAUAAGUCAAAUUGUGCUGGGGAUUCUGGGGCAGGACAAGCUAUUCAAGAAACUCUUAAUCAGGGUUGUGGGAAAUCACAGAAAGAUGUAGAAGACCUAAAGGUUGGAGAUCAAAGAUACGAUCUGGGUAAUCAUCACACUGAUCAAGUUUAUGGACAGUACUGUCACACCCUUCCAGGAACAGGUAAUGGCAAUCUCCAUUUAGACCUUGACUUUGUAAAGACCCAUGAGCUUCCUUCUACUGUGAAUACUGAUCAGCUUGGCCUCAUCCAGUCUCAGAAUCACUCUAUAGCACUGAGUUCAGCAGCCCAAGGUGAUGUAUCUGCUAACAAAAUAAUGGGAGCUGUGGUUGGAAGUGCCAGCACUACUGGCUUGACUUCACCUAUCUUUUGUUCUUCUAGACCCAAAAAACUACUGAAGACUAGAUCUUUUCAUUUGCUCAAACAGCGACGUGAUCCACAACCCAAAACAAAGAAAAACUACCCUCAAGAGUAUGAAUUUGAAGAUGAUGAAGAUAAAGCCGAUGCUCCAGCAGAUAUUCGUCUCAACAGCCGGCGACUUCCAGACCUGCUGCCAGAUUUGGUAUCAAGUUGUAGGAGGGCUACAGGACUCAGUCCAAUGACGAGUGAUGUCGACUUCUGCCACCCUACUACCUACACUCUAAUUGGGCACAAUUCACACAUCCUAUCUCAUGAUGGCCCUAAGAAAAGGGGCAGGAAACCAACCAAGCCAAAACGUGAAGGCCCUCCUCGGCCACGAGGCAGACCACGUAUUCGCCCUCUUCCAGAACCUCCUUACUGCAGAGGUUUGAUGGGCUUAGCUACUGGAGAAACAAGGAGAGGACGUGGGCGAGGUAGGGGACGUGGUAGACGAGAGGAAGGACUGGUGAAAACUCACAGAAACAUGAACAAAGCACAAAGUCUUCCAUAUCAUCAGCAGCAGCAACACCACCACCAACAACAGUACAGCCAACGACAUCACAUCCAACAUCCACAACAAUAUUACAGCCAACAGGCUGAUCUUCAUCAAGCUCCACACAAACAUGUGGAGCAUCGCCACCAUAUUCAGCAGAAAGUUUCCUUUUCCCACCAACUGCACCACCAUCAACUUUAUGAAGAAAGACAGCAGCACACACCCCAGCAAGACUUAGCUAAAGCAAUCAAGAUGAAACAACCACAUUCCACCAAGCCACCGUCAGAGUCCUUGCUGAAGACAGACUCUCUGACCAGUUGGGAGCCGGUUCUGUCUGAUGGAUCAGUAGGGUCAGCACCAUCUCUGGGCAUGAGUCCUGGACCAAGUGGCAUCAUGGACAUUGGAAGAAAGGACCAUGAUGAGACACAAGACAAUGUGAUGAAGCAGCAGCACAGAGCAGGAGAGAUGAUGGAGUGUAGCUGGAAAAACGAAAUGGACCAUCCACUGAAUCCUGAAUCCUGGGCUGAUCUGCAGAAACGCACCAAUUCAGUAAGUUGCUUUCCACCCUCUGUAAAAUGAAGAAGGCUCGGAGCCUGAUAUAUAAUUCAUACCUCAUCUAUUCAAACUAAUGCCUCUGGUAGAGAAAGGAAAUUCUCUAACUGAUUCACACCUUAGGUGCCAAUUGGUGCUUUUCCACUGUCUAUGUUGUAAUCUGAUGUACAGGUACUUACAGGUGUUUUGAAACAUGAAUGUAUAAAAAAUGUAUUUCCUGUUGUGUCUCUGACAGAUAAAGAGAAAAAUGCAACAUCUGAAUAAGAUUUCAGCUCUGUUUCUCUGAUUUAAGGUGUAGAUAAAAGGGGGUUACAGUUGACUGACAGCCAGCUCUCUGACUGACAAAAGAAAGAGGAGAGAGAUACGUGUUACCACGGCAGCAGUUGCCACAGUUACUGCAUUUUUCGGCACAGGCCGCUUGCUACCACCUGCUGUCUGUUGGGUGAAAUUGGCUGCAGAUUAGCA